UCGGGGUCCACGUUUGAAGAACACGGUGUGACAAUAAAUUCAGACAGUUUGCUGGGUUACGAGUUCCAGCCCGAGAGACCAGACCGAGAAGGUGAAGGUCUGCUCGCCUCUUCUUUCUGUAACAACACCAAGUCCACCUGAAGCGACCAGCGGGACCAGCAAUGAACAAAAACAGCACGGACAGGACGUCCAACAUCAUGACCUCUUGACGUCUGUUCGUUCAUCGCCAUGAGUGGUGCUGCGCUGGCCGUCGUGGUCGUGGUGGUUUUCCUCUUGGCCCUCUUCCUCCUCCAGCGCUAUGGAGACCUGCGGAAGCAGCAGCGGAUGGUCCUGCUGGGGACGCUGCUGUCCUGGUACCUCUGCUUCCUCAUCGUCUUCAUCCUGCCGCUCGACGUCAGCACGACCAUCUACAAGCAGUGUGUUCUGGACAAUGCAAACCACUCGACUCCUGUAACACAACCGAGAGGCUCUAAUCAGAUAGAAGACAACUUCUCUGCUUAUCCAGCUGUCAGUAUACCAAAGGCUUGUGAGGAGCCAUGGAGUUAUAUCCCCGAUGGCAUCCUACCAGUGUUCUGGAGAGUGGUGUACUGGACUUCUCAGUUUCUGACUUGGCUGCUGCUGCCCUUCAUGCAGUCGUACGCACGGUCAGGAGCUUUCUCCAGAAUUGGGAAGAUUAAAACGGCUCUCAUUGAAAAUGCCAUCUAUUAUGGCACCUACCUCCUUAUCUUCAUCUCUCUGCUUAUCUAUGUGGCUGCUCACCCGCAGUGGCAGCUCUCAUGGACGGAGCUCCAGACCAUCGGCAUUACAGCUGCCAACACUUGGGGUCUCUUCCUUUUGGUGCUGUUGCUAGGCUACGGCCUGGUGGAGAUCCCGCGUUCUUAUUGGCUCUCAUCUUCCCAUGGUUACCUUCUGGCCAAGACCUACUUCAAGGUGGCGAAAAUGGCUACUGAGAAGGCAGCAGCUGAGGAGAACCUGGCAGAUGUUAUGGAGGACGUGGCAGGUGUCCAUGGAUCUGUCAGGUACAACCACUGUCUCAGGAAGUGUGUGGACACCAUUUUGACAAAGUGUCCCCCUGAGUACCGAGAAGAGAUGGAGAAAAACACGGAAAACUCUGCCGGUGAACAGAAUGUCCUUCCCACCAAAAGAGGCCUCGUUAAUCUCCACAAAAAAGUCAUCUCUGCAGUGCAGAGACACAGUCAGACUCGUGUUCAGUGGGCUAUCUUAUUAGACGAGGCCUUUCAUCUGGAAGAUGUGGCUAAAAGCCAGAGCAGCUCGGUACGACAGUUCGUCCACAGCUUCCCCUCGCCACACCGUCACAGCUGGAUCCACAGGUUCACCUACUCUCCCACUGCGGAGUGGUACUGGGAGUGUGUGUUCAGGCAGAGUUCCUUCAGGCUGCUGGCAGUCCUCCUGUGUCUCCUCUCAGCAGCAGUCGUCUGGUCCGAGUGCACCUUCUUCAGCACGAGCCCCGUCCUGUCCCUCUUCGCCGUGUUUGUUCAGAUGGCCGAAAAACGACACAACUACAUCUGCAUCGAGAUGGUGUGCUUUGUCAGCAUCCUCUUCCUGUGUGUCUGCGUCUACUCCACAGUGUUCAGGAUACGAGUUUUCAACUACUAUUACCUGGUGCCACAUCACCAGACUGAUGCUUACAGCCUGCAGUUCAGCGGCAUGUUGUUUUGUCGUCUGACUCCUCCUUUGUGCCUCAACUUUCUGGGCCUGAUUCACAUGGACUCCGCCAUCUCACAUCAGGACAGGAUACAGACGUCCUACACCUCUAUCAUGGGCUCUAUGCGUGUGCUAUCUUUCAUAUCUGAUGGCUUCUACAUCUAUUAUCCCAUGCUGGUCUUGCUGCUCUGCUUUGCAACUUUUUAUAGCCUGGGCUCUCGCUGUUUGAACCUCCUGGGCUUUCAUCAGUACAUUACUGAUGAUGACAUGACCUCUGACCUGGUGGAUGAAGGCAGGGAGCUCAUCAGAAGAGAAAGAAGAAGAAGACAGAAAGCUGAGGAUGGAGGAAAUCAAAGAUCGGCCUGGAGGGAGCGGUGUGGAAUCCAUGGGGCUACUGGGCGGACCAGAGUGGGUUACACUGAGUUGAAGGAUAACCAGAGCAGCCCUGUCACAGAGAUCAAGAAUAGUGUUAUCACAUUCGCCAGAAGAGAUGGAGAGACGGACGAACAGCAGAGAAGCUUACUGCAUGACAGGUCCAGCGAUGAAGGUUCACCAAACAGAAGAUCCAGAGGAGGACAUUACCUGUCUCUGUCACCUUCUCGGAUGGGCAUAUUUGACGAUGUGUGAUAGACAGAGGACAUGAAGGCAAAGCAAAAAGCGAGAACAUGCUGAAAUUGAAAAAAUGCUAAAAAUUAAUAUAUUCUUGAAGGAAAUUGAAUGAAAAGGAUUAUGCAAUAUCUCAGGAAAUAAAUAUGGAUAUACAAUCAGAAAAUAGAUUAUAGUGAAAUAUAAGCCCUCAGUGGAGGGUUUUAUACUGUAUCUCAUCUGAUUUCUUUGACGGGAUUAUUCACUGAAAGAAGUCACUAACAGUGAAGGGAUGUUACUCAGCCAAAGCCUUAACCUGUCUGUGCAAAGCCAAACCUUUUCAAAUGCAUUUUUGAUAUUAUAGUGUAUAGCCAUAGUGUUUUACAAGCAUAGAUUGAAGGAUGAAAGAGAUGGCGGACCUUCAGUGACUGAAGAUAAUCAUACAUGAUAUGUGUGGGAAAAAAUAAUUGUUAUCUGAGUAUUUUACCGUUGAUAUUUUUAGUUUUAAUUAAAUACCUCACUGUGACUGAAACAAAAACAAAAUGAAAACCAAUUCAUGUAUUCAAAGUGAAAAUCUCAUCACUCUAACUUAUUUCUUGCAGGAUACUUUCUGUUUGGCAUGACAUGACUUGUUUGUAUGUAAUGUAGUCUACAGACAGUUUCCUAACAGGUGUUUGUGUUUUGUAAUUGUGUCUGUAUCACGAUAAUGCAUUAAAAAUCUA
Messenger RNA from Chelmon rostratus (copperband butterflyfish), 2972 nucleotides. RefSeq names its product LMBR1 domain containing 2a (gene lmbrd2a). The transcript has 18 exons. Gene Ontology annotation, cellular component: membrane. The record is from RefSeq and is a predicted model, not a curated record. Bases 229 to 2292 code for a protein of 687 amino acids. Gene Ontology annotation, biological process: adrenergic receptor signaling pathway. NCBI's taxonomy places the organism in Eukaryota, Metazoa, Chordata, Actinopteri, Chaetodontiformes, Chaetodontidae.